Hyalella azteca is the source of this 1875-nucleotide messenger RNA. Its product is annotated as urea transporter 2. Gene Ontology annotation, cellular component: membrane. The coding region runs from base 208 to 1590 and encodes 460 amino acids. Gene Ontology annotation, biological process: urea transmembrane transport. The transcript has 10 exons. The record is from RefSeq and is a predicted model, not a curated record. Lineage: Eukaryota; Metazoa; Arthropoda; Malacostraca; Amphipoda; Hyalellidae. Gene Ontology annotation, molecular function: urea transmembrane transporter activity.
CAGGUCACAUUAUAACAUGUAGAAAUUUAAAUUAUAAAAGAGUGAUCAAAAUCAUUCAUAGAACACGUAAAUUUCUCAAUCACUCGCCAUUUGUUCAAUUGCGGAGAAAUAAUCUAUUUCAACCUUGUUAAUUACAAAAAUAUACGCUUUUUAUAAGACACUGAAACCUGUUGAGCGUGCUAAAUUAACUUAUAUAAUAUUACAUCUAUGGCCAAUCGACGUAAUUCACAGGUUCGCAAAUGGCUGCGAUGGUUCGGGGACAUGAACGCCAUCCGCUGCUUCCUCUUCAGCAAGUCUUGGUGGUCGCCCUGGUUCCCAGCAAAGUUGACGAACGCUGUUUUGCGUGCGUUCGGAGUCGUGGCGUUUGCUAACAACCCGCUGUCGGGUUUUCUCAUCAUGGCGGCCAUGAUGGCAAGCGACGUUAUCGUUGGAGUAGCUGGCCUCUUAUCUGCAACCGUGGCAGUAAUAUGCAGCAAACUGCAAGGAGCUCCCGACCACCUGGUAUGCGAUGGCCUGACUGCCUUCAACUCUCUUCUGGUCGGCGCCAUAUGCACCGCAGUCUUGCCAGACUUGCUGAAUCUCAAACUGCACUUCUAUCAUGUUCUCCUCUCCAUCCCCAUCUCAAUAAUAACAUGCUAUGUGGACCUCGGACUAAGCUCGUUAAUGAGCCCUUGCCAAUUGCCGGCGCAGUCCAUACCUUUUAAUCUGGUGGCGACAGGCUUGGUGCUUAGCUUGAGAGGCCGCUUGUAUGGUUAUGGCUUGAAAAUUCACGGCAUUGACACGCAGGGGCAUGGACAAAUGUACGACGAUGCAUUCAGAACACUUGCGCAAGAUAUAACAGAAGUCUUUGAAGGGGAUCAAACUGAAUUGCAGUGGGUAAAGGUGCUGGAGGGCAGCGUGCUGGCGGCGGGACAGGUGUACGGAGCUGGCAACAUGGCGUCGUCCAUUAUAAUUUGGCUCGCCUUCUUCCUUUACUCUCCCAUCUUAUCUGUGGUUUUCUAUCUCGGAAGCAUCAUCGGCAGUUGUCUAGCUGUUUUCCUAAGCCCCGGCAGCUUGUCUGAGGUGUACGCGGGUUUGUGGAGCUACAACAGCAUGCUGGCUGCCGGAGGUUCAGUCUUCUUCCUGCAGCCGUCGUUGCAUGUAGCGGUAGUUGCCGUACUCGGCGCCUGCAUGGCCGUCUUCACCCAGGCGGCAGUCAUGAAUAUCUUUGCACCCACGCAGCUACCAGUGCUUUCGUACCCUUUCAACGUUGUCAUCACGAUAUUGCUUGCAAUCUCAACCCAGAGAGGAACAACCCUCACAAUGCUCACCAAUAGAAGCUUUCCAGAGCAACACAUUUAUGAACGUCUCAAAGGAACAUGCGAGGCUGACAAUAAUGCAGAUGAAAAUGCGCCCGAGAUGAAGCCUUUCCAGAUGGGACGCUACUGCGCCGUUGUUGGAUGUACCAGUCGUUCUCACGACUAUUUAAACAGAAAACUUGGCAAUGGAAUGCGUUUCUUCAGUUUAUCAGCAGUGAAGGAAGGCCAGGGCAGCGAUGUUCUCAACGUUAUCACAAGACGUCGACAAGUGACUGUUGUUUUCUCUCUGUAACUUACAAUGACAUCGACUUUGAAUAACACCGCUGCAACAUGUGUGCACGUCUCUCCAACCCCUGCCACAGUCGCAGUGAGCUGAUAUGAUGGUGCCGUCAGCAUCAGCAAUGACCCAAGGUUUCAGCAGUUUUUCAUUCAGCCGCAUUGAGUGCAACACCUGAAAGCAGAAAGUUUUGAAUGUCACUGUAAUAUUUGAAAUACCGUACUAUAUAUUUCACUGGGGCAAAAUCUGUUACGUGCCAGUAGAUAAGCUACAUAAGUAAGAAUAAAAAGUAAUAAUAUU